AUGGCAGACUCAGUCUAUUCUAGUUACCCACCGGAUUUGUCGCCAGCUCAACAAAAGUUUCUUGUCACUGCUGUGAAAGAUUGGGCCAUUCAGAAUGGUCUCGCUGUUCGACCUUCGCCAGCAAUUGUACCUCCUGGAACAGACUCAAACGGGGUGCUCGCUACUAACGCACCGGUAACUCUGUUCCCCAGUCCUUUUCCAAAGGCCUGCUUCCAGGAAGCAACUGCAUUGCAAUCGAUCUAUAAUGAGCUUUAUGCCGCAAUCACUUGUAAAACAGAAUGGCUUGGGAAGAUCGUGGAGGGAUUGAUUGAGGUGGAUGACUUCGUUGCGGAUUUGUGGAAGGUGCACCUGGCUGUGCAAAAAGAGGGCUAUGUGCAAAAUUUGUCAUUGGGGCUUUUCCGGUCCGACUACAUGGCCCAUGUAGCGCCAACGGGUGCAUCAUCUCUGAAACAAGUGGAGUUUAACACAAUCUCAGCAUCCUUCGGAGGGCUUUCGGCCCUCGUGAGAGAAUUGCACAACGAUCUCCUCACGGUACCACCAGGAUCAUCUGUCAAUUACCCUCCUCAUCCGCUGUUGCAAUUCAAUGCACCCCCUGAGAAUGCUGCGGUCGAGACCUUAGCUGCAGGGCUGGCAGAGGCACACAAGGCCUAUGGAGCUUCAAAGUCUACACCGGCUCUUCCUCUCUGUGUUCUCUUUGUGGUUCAACAGGAAGAACGGAACGUUUUCGAUCAACAUGCACUGUCAACCCAACUCAAGAAAUUCCACAAAGUCCCCGUUUUCCGUGUCUCCAGUGUGGAUGUCCUGGAUCAAACUUCAAUUUCCAGCUCCAAUCCCUCUCGGCCAUUGCUUUAUCACCCCCCUCACUCUCCUGACUCGACCUUCGAAGUCACCACUGUUUAUCUCCGAGCUUACUACGCACCAGACGAAUACAAAUCCAACCGUGACUGGGAGGCUCGCACACACCUGGAACGCUCCGCAGCGAUCAAGUGUCCUUCCGUGCUCAAUCAAUUGGCUGGCUGCAAGAAGGUCCAACAGGUUCUGGCGGAGCCCACGGGACCAGACCAUCUUUCUAGCUUUUUGAAGGGUGCUGACCCGUCGCUCAUUGAAAGAGUCCGGGGGACGUUCGCUCCACAAUACGACUUGUCAACCAAUAGUCGCGGUCGAGAAUUGGCUCUCAACCUAGACACUGCCAUGAACCAUGUCCUCAAGCCUCAGCGUGAAGGUGGUGGUAACAACAUCUACAAGUCGGAUAUUCCAGAGUUCCUGCGGUCUAUACCGGAGUCAGAUUGGAGGGGCUGGGUGCUCAUGGAAUUGAUCAACCCAGCACCGAGUGCUCAGAAUGUUGCUUUGCGAAAUGAUGGCGAGGUCCUUAGAGGAAAUGUCAUCUCAGAGCUUGGCGUGUAUGGUACCAUUCUCUGGGAAAACAGCGGCAAAAUUUUGCACAACGAACAAGGCGGAUACCUGUUGAGAACCAAAGGAAAAGAGGUGAACGAAGGUGGCGUGGCUGCUGGAUUCUCCAGUCUGGACAGUGUCCUAUUAUUCUAG
This is a messenger RNA of Penicillium antarcticum, 1545 nucleotides long. Its product is annotated as glutathione synthase. Bases 1 to 1545 code for a protein of 514 amino acids. Gene Ontology annotation, cellular component: cytosol. Gene Ontology annotation, molecular function: glutathione binding; ATP binding; glutathione synthase activity. The record is from RefSeq and is a predicted model, not a curated record. The transcript is spliced from 2 exons. Gene Ontology annotation, biological process: glutathione biosynthetic process. Lineage: Eukaryota; Fungi; Ascomycota; Eurotiomycetes; Eurotiales; Aspergillaceae.